This is a messenger RNA of Castor canadensis (American beaver), 5828 nucleotides long. RefSeq names its product adenylate kinase 9 (gene Ak9). The record is from RefSeq and is a predicted model, not a curated record. Lineage: Eukaryota; Metazoa; Chordata; Mammalia; Rodentia; Castoridae. Gene Ontology annotation, biological process: nucleobase-containing compound metabolic process. Gene Ontology annotation, molecular function: nucleobase-containing compound kinase activity; ATP binding; ATP hydrolysis activity.
AUGACUUCUCAAGAGAAGACAGAAGAGUUUCCUUUAGCAGAUAUAUUUGAUGAAGAUGAAAUUGAAAAAAAUUUUUUGUUGUCCAAACCUGUUUGCUUUGUUGUAUUGGGGAAACCUGGUGUUGGGAAGACAACAUUAGCCUAUCACAUAGCACAGGCAUGGAAAUGUAUUCGUGUUGAAGGUUUAUCAGUUUUGGAAGAACACAUUGCUGCUGAAACUGCACCAGGAGCUGUGUUGCAAUCGAUGCUGGUCAAAGGUCACAGUAUACCAGAUGAAGUUGUCAUGAAGCUAAUACUAGAGAAACUCAACUCCUCAGAAGUCUCUCACUUUGGUUAUAUUAUCACUGAAAUACCAUCAAUCACACAGGAUACCAUGAGUGCUUUGCAGCAAGUAGAACUGAUUAAAAAUUUAAAAUUAAAGCCUGAUAUAAUAAUCAAUAUUAAGUGCCCUGACUAUGAUUUGUGCCAAAGAAUUUCUGGGCAAAGACAGCACAAUAGUACGGGGUACAUAUAUGCUAGAGAUCAGUGGGAUCCUGAAAUCAUUGAGAGUCGGAGGAAAAAGAAGAAAGAUGCCCCAAAAGAAGGAAAAGCUGAAGAGGAAGAAGAGGAAGAAGAGCAAGAAGAAGAAGAGGCAUUCAUGGCGGAAAUGCAGAUGGUAGCUGAAAUCUUUCAACAUCUAGUUCAAAGGCCUGAGGAUUGUUUGGAAAAUAUCCAAGACAUUAUCAAACUUUAUAAAGACACAAUUCUUCAUGCUUUAGAAGAAGUAAUGGCCGAACAUGAUCCCCAGUAUCUCAUUGAACUGGAUGGAAAUCAGUCACCAGAGGAACUCUUCACAGUAAUUAUAGAACGACUGAAAUAUCUGAACCUAAAAAGAGCAGCUGUUUUGACCAAACUUCAGAGUGCAGAGGAAGAAAUGAGUGAUGUGAUGGAAAAUGAAGAGCUGUUCCGCACUCUUUCAUCUUAUAAACUUAUUGCACCACGGUAUAGAUGGCAGAGAAGCAAAUGGGGACGUAUGUGCCCUGUGGCUUUAAAAGAAGGUAAUAUUUAUCCAGGAUUAGGAGAUUUUGCUGUGAGUUUUCUAGGUAAGAUGUACUGUCUGUCAUCAGAAGAAGCGUUAAAAGCAUUUUUGUUAAAUCCACGUCCUUAUCUUCUUCCACCGAUGCCACUACCACCAUGUAAAUUAUUCAUAUUUGGACCUCACUGUUCAGGGAGAACAACACUUAGCAAUUUGAUUGCACAACACUACAAAGGAAAGGUAGUGGACUAUGCCAAGGUCAUUCAACCACGUUUCGAUGAAGCCCGGGAAGUCCUAAUAAAAAACACCAUAGCUGAGGCCACCAAAGCAGCUAUUAAAGCUGUGAAAGAAAAGCUUCUCACAGAGCUACAAGCCAAAAAGCAAGCUGAGACAGCAUUAAGAGAAUUUCAAAAACAAUAUGGACAAAAAGAGGUUGAAGAACCUCCCGAGGAUAAAGAGUUGCAAUCUUCAAUUGAUGAAGAAGAACGUGGUCAAGAAUCCUCAAAAGGCAGUUUAUUAGAGGACACUGAAGAAGCCACAUCCAAGACAGAGGCUGCCCUCGAUCAAGCUCACAAAGAUGAGGAAAAACAAAUCAGUGAAGCAUCCACACUUAAAAGGAGUUCUCAAGAUUUGAGUCUAGAUGUAAUGUUGGAUUCAGACAAAGUCCCACUAGAAGAUGCAAUAGAAGAAGUAUCUGUAAAUCAUCCAGAGGUUGUUUCCAUACUGGAGGAGACCCUAAAACGCUCAAAGGAUGUGAACUUUGAACAACCUUAUGAAAAAUAUGCUGAAAUCCUAGAUGAAGUCCUCAAAGAGGUCAUGGAAGACAACACAAAUAGGUUUCCUGGUGCCCCAAAAUAUGGAGGAUGGAUCGUGGACAACUGCCCCAUUCAGAGAGAGCUGUGGCUAGCCUUACUUGACAAAGGAAUUAUACCUGAUUUGGUGAUCUAUUUAUCAGAUGCGGAAAAUGAUGGAAAAUGUUUACUUCAUAGACUGUAUUUAGAAAAUAAGUCUAAAAUUGAUGCAGAUAUCUUAGCAAGAUUGUUAGGUGAACUACAAAAUAAAAAAGAAGAAGAAGAAGAAGAAGCAAGGAAAGCCAAAGAAGAGGAAUUGAGAAUGGAAGAAGAAGAACAAAGGACACUGGAUGCUAUAAAUGAGAAAGCAAAAGAAGUUGAUGAAGCUGAUAAUGAAACUGGAGAGGAGAAUGAAGGUGAGGAACCAGAAGUCCGUGAGGGCUCUGAGGCCCUUGAAAUGCCCAAAAACACCAGAGGGUCAUUGCUUCCUGAAGACUCUGAAGUGCCUGAAGUACCUGAAACAGAACAAGAAUUAGUCUCUGAGCCUGCGGAGGAUACUGGCAUUGAAAUAGAAAUUCCAAAAGCAUCCCAAGAGGGUGUGGAAACUGAACAAGUAUCUGAAACAGUUGUACUCCCUGAGUUUCCAGAAGAUGCCUAUCCUGAUGUUCCUGAAAUGGAGUCAUUUAAAGAAAAUAUUAAUACUUACACUCUCAUGUGGAAACAGUUGGAACUAAUAUUUAAUGAUUCCUUCAUUCAAACUCUGCACUUGGAGAUUGCUGACAGAACACCGAAGGAGCUACUUCAAAAAGUAUUUGAUACUAUGGAAAAACCAUUCCAAUAUGGCGCAUGGGAGUUAACAAUAGAAGAUUAUGAUGAGGAGACAGAAGACUAUCAGACUGAAGCAGACAUGGAUGAGGAGCCGGAAGAAGAGGAAGAAGAAGAGAAAGAGGCAUGUGAAGAAAAAACUAAAGAGAAAAGGAGGCAUUUGGGAGAUACGAAGCACUUUUGUCCUGUGGUUCUCAAAGAAAACUUCAUCCUUCAACCAGGCAUCACAGAAGAAGCUUGUAAAUAUCGAGAAAAGAUCUUCUACUUUUCAAGUCCUGAGGCCAAACACAAGUUUUUGGAGAAUCCUGAGGAUUAUGUGGCUCAUAAAGAUCCAUUGAAGCCGCCUCCACUAAGAAUAUGCCUUCUGGGUCCCCAUGGCUCUGGCAAAACCAUGCAUGGAAGAAAGUUGGCAGAAAAUUUUGGCAUUUUUCAUAUUCAGUUUGAGGAAGUUCUUCAAGAAAAAUUACUGCUUAAAGCUGAAAAGAAAUUUGGCCCUGAAUUUGAGGAAGACUCUGACGAAGAGCAAGUUUCAAAACAAGAAUUUGAAGAGCUCGCAAUGCAGGCCAAUGUUAAAAUUGAGGAAGAAAGCACAAAGAAACAGCUUCCAGAAGUACAAUUAACAAAAGAAGAAGAAGCAAUCAAAUCAAGUCUGAUGGAAAAUGAGCCACUGCCUUCUGAAAUUCUUGAAGUAAUUCUUUCUGAAUGGUGGCUUAAAGAACCCAUAUGUUCCACAGGUUUUAUACUAGAUGGUUUCCCACGGUAUCCUGAGGAAGCCCAGUUUCUGGGAGAACGUGGAUUUUUCCCAGAUGCUGCUGUUUUUAUACAAGUUGAAGAUCAAGAUAUUUUUGAUCGCCUCCUUCCCUCCCGAGUUGAAAAGUGGAGAGUGAAACAACAGAAGAAAUUAGAAAGAAAAAAAUUCAUCAGAGACAUGAAAGCAAAAAUUAGGGAGGAUAUGAUUUCUAAAAGAAGGGCUGAACUUAUUUUAGAAAGAGAGAAAAAAAAGAAAACAGAGGCUUCUGUUAGAGAUGAUGACGACUUUAGCGAGGAAGAGCGUGAAGAUGAUGAAGAUGCUAUUGAAAACAUCCUUGAAGAUGAGUUUCCCAAAGAUGAGGAAGAGAUGAGCGAGGAAGACGAGGAGCAGGAGGUCGAUGCGACUGAGCGCCUGAGAAGUGAAUUGGGAGAGAAAUUUGAAAUGGAUGUGAACAAUAUACAAUUGAUACAGGAUGAAUUUGAGAAGGUUUUGAUACCAAUAAUUCCUGUGAAUGGAGCUCGGAGAAUUCAUAUUGUACAAUAUGUACUGAAUUUGAAACUGAAGCCACUGGUGGAAAAUCGUGCAAGCAUCUUUGAGAAAUGUUAUUCUGUAUCCACACAACUCGCCCAGAAAAUGCUCGCCUGUACCUACAAGUACACAAGCUCGUUUGGCUAUUGGGAUCCUGUAAAGCUGAGUGAAGGAGACACCAUCAAGCCAGCGGAAAAUGCAGAGAACCCAAGUUAUCCUGUGAUCCAUCGUCAGUAUAUUUAUUUUUUAUCCAGUAAAGAAACCAAAGAAAAAUUUAUGAAGAACCCAAUCAAAUAUAUCCGGCAACCCCAUCCUAAGCCUACUGUGCCUAUUCGGAUUAUAAUUGUGGGGCCUCCAAGAUCUGGCAAAACUACAGUUGCCAAAAAAAUUGCAAGUGAAUAUGGCUUAAAACGUCUGUCAGUAGGAGAUGCUUUGCGUGUCAUAUUAAACAACCACCCCAAAACAGAGCUGGCAGUUAUGUUAAAUUGGCAUCUGCAUAAAGGAUUGACAGUACCUGAUGAACUGGCUGUCCAAGCCUUAGACCUUUCUCUGAUGGAAAGCGUAUGCAAUACUGCAGGUGUGGUCAUCGAUGGAUACCCUGUAACUCCACACCAAAUGAAUCUCUUGGAAACCAGGUCAAUCAUUCCCAUAGUCAUCUUUGAACUGGACGUGCCUUCCAAGGAGAUUUUCAGAAGAUUGCUUCUGGAAAAAAAAAAUGAACAAAGUUUGCCUUAUCCCUUGCACAAUAGUGCACAGAUUAUAGCUAUCAAGAAUGCAAAGUACCGCAAAAAUGCUGAUGAGAUCAGGCAAUUUUAUCAAGAGCAGCAUCAGAACUGGUAUGUGAUCGAAGGAUUCCACAGUAAGUGGUGGGUAUGGAAUGCAGUCAUCACGAAUGUUCGAAAGGUCAAUAGCUACAUGCAGACGUACAUGGAAAGAAUAAAAGAAGGAAAAGCUGCCUGCAUUGACAAGCUAUGUAUCACACCUCAAGAGCUGAUUUCUCGCCUGGGAGAAUUUGGACAGUUCUGCCCUGUCAGCCUGGCAGAGUCGUAUGAGUUAGUUGAUUGCUCUGUAACUGACUCCUUGGAAUUUGCAGCAGAAUUCAGGGAGCACUAUUAUAAAAUGAAUUCCCAGGAAAAGCUAAAUAAAUUUUUGGAGAACCCAGAAUUGUAUGUGCCUCCCUUAGCACCUCAUCCUCUCCCAAGUGCUGACUUGAUCCCCAAAAGGCUGACGAUAUCUGAGCUGAAGAAUCGAUUCCCUAAGUGUGCCGAGCUCCAGGGCUACUGUCCAGUGACCUAUCGGGAUGGAAAGCAAAGAUAUGAAGCCUUAGUACCUGGUAACAUCAAUUACGCUAUAGAAUAUCGGAAUCGUAUAUAUAUUUGUGAGAGUAAAGAAAAACUCGAGAAAUUUUUGAGGAAGCCAAUGAACUACUGGGAUCAGAAGCUUCCAAACAAACUGCCCCCGCUAAAGGAACCCAUAUCUCUGACAAGCCUCCCUUUGCCUGGAUAUCUGGAACAGGGUACAGCAACCUCUCUAAUUAAAGCAAUGAAUGCCGCCGGGUGCCUGAAACCCAAAUUUCCAUUCUUAAGCAUCAGGAGAUCUGCACUACUCUACAUAGCCCUUCACCUCAAAGCAUUUAAUCCCAAAGGUUCUGAAUAUACAAGAAAAAAGUAUAAGAAGAAGAUGGAGCAGUUUAUGGAGAAGUGUGAACUCAUAACAUACCUGGGUGCCAAGAUGACCAGAAAAUACAAGGAGCCUCAGUUUAGAGCCAUUGACUUUGAUCAUAAAUUACAGACUUUUCUCUCUCUCAGAAAUAUAGACCCAAUUAAUGGGUAGUUUAAGUUAAUGCAGCCUGAAUUUAAGGACUAUAUCCAAGAGCUAGAGGGAAAUCGAGAGCAGAAGACUUGAAAACCUGGUCGUCU